Molecule: messenger RNA, 288 nt
Organism: Blepharisma stoltei
Lineage: Eukaryota; Ciliophora; Heterotrichea; Heterotrichida; Blepharismidae
Source: the annotation of a GenBank genome assembly
AUGCAAGAUAUUUAUAAUGAAAUUUAUCACAAUUUUACAGUUGAUACUCAUAAAGUCUUGCUCCAGGCAGAAAAUCAAGUAUUUUUAAUCGAAUCCUCAAAAAAUAUAUAUGAAAGCGAUCCAAAUCAACUAAGCAAUUGGAAAAUUAUAGGAGCAUCGCAGAUUAGCUUUUACCACAGAGCAGCAUACCAAGUUUAUUUCAAUCAAAGUUGCUAUUUUAUUGACAAUAAUUGUAGAAUAUAUAAAUUUGAUAUGAAGAGUUUAGAAUUAAUGAUGAUUCAGAAAUAA